CGCCGUCAAAAUGCCAAAAUUCGUUCCGAGGCAGAGGAAGCAUAAAGUCAUCGCGCGUGAGAAAGCGCAUCAGAAUGGGACUCGGGACCACGAGACAGCCUCUUCAAAAAACGAUAGUAAUGCGUUGGAGAUCCUCCCCGAUGCCCAGAAAGGAGCUCGUGAAGUCAAGAGAGCUCAGCUGAGAGAAGAGUUGAAAGGGCAGGCUAAAGUGAGCGGCAAAAAGGCCAAAAGGCUCGAAAAGUACAUCGACAACAAGCUCAAGAAGGACGAAAAUCGGGCUCUCUUGGCUGAAUUGGCCAAGAAUAAAAUCGACACAAGCUUGUUUUCUAGCACUCGGAGUCUUGGCCAGGGCAAGGAGACAAAACGUCAGGCACUUGGUCGCGCGUUAAGGGAACGACAGGCUGGGGUUGGCCAGGGUGACGAGAGUUUAUUAUUCGAAAGGAGAGAUACACCGGAGAGCUAUGAGUUGGGCGACCAUGAUGUUUUGGAAUCGACAAAUAAUCGCUUCACUGGCCGGGAUGGAGCGACGUCGCGGAAUGAUCGGGCGACGGCUGAUACCGAUACUAGCGUAAACGGUGGCGACGCAUUUCCCGUGAGGCCAACGGCGGUGGCGGUAGGAUCCGGUCUCAAACGACCUCUAGAAGUGGAUGACGAGGGACGGCCUGUUAUCCAAAAGAGACAGAAGCGCGGCGGCGUCAAAUCCAAGGUGUCCCUACGGCCACAGCCUAUACAGCCCGAGACGCCCCCCGACGAUUCGGAGGAAGAUCACACGAGUGACGGUGCGGUGGAGGACGAGGAAUGGGGCGGCUUCGGCUCUGAAGAGUCCGCGCAUGAUUCUACGGACUCCGUGAACGUCUCCGGGGGAUCUGGAGAAGGAUCGACGGAUGAAGAGUCUGGUAACGAGGAAAGCUCAUCUGAAGAAGAAAGCGGUGAAUUUCAAGGAAAGGAGAGGUCUUCAGCCUUCAAAGCUUGGGCCCACGAACAACGUAACACUGCCCUUGGUUACCAGCCCGUUGAAAGCAAUACCGCUCUCCUGGACAUUCCAGUCCCUGAGAAUUUUCAACCCCGUCCGUUGGAACAGGAUCCACUGCCUCAAGAGCUGCUCCCGACCCAGGACACUGGACGCAAAGCGUUCGGCGUUUCUGUUCGGAGGACAUCCGAGAUACAGGAUGCGCGGCUACGACUGCCAGUUGUAGCUGAAGAGCAGAGGAUUAUGGAGGCCAUCCACAACCAGAACGUAGUCGUGGUAUGCGGUGCUACUGGCUCGGGGAAAACGACCCAGGUACCGCAAUUCUUAUUCGAAGCUGGGUACGGUUCUCCUGGAUCCCCGACACCAGGUAUAAUUGGCGUUACCCAACCGCGAAAGGUUGCUGCGGUUAGCAUGUCGAAACGCGUGGGACAAGAGUUAGGCGAUCGGUCAGAUACUGUCGCAUACCAGAUUCGGUUCGAGGGCACAACCGACGAGAAGACGGCCAUCAAGUUCAUGACGGAUGGUGUACUUCUCCGUGAAGUAGCCAGUGAUAUAUCUCUCCGCAAGUAUUCCGCAAUAAUCAUUGACGAGGCCCACGAGAGAAGUGUCAACACGGAUAUCCUCAUCGGGAUGCUCAGCCGAGUGGUCAAAUUACGGGAGGAAAUGUCGGCCGAGGACUCGAAACUAGCCCCUUUAAAACUAAUUAUUAUGUCGGCCACUUUACGAGUAGACGAUUUUAUACGAAAUCGAACGCUAUUCCCGAUACCACCUCCCGUUCUCAACGUCGAAGGGCGCCAGCAUUCGGUUACUAUUCAUUUUUCUAGACGGACUCACCAUGAUUACGUCGACGAAGCAUUCAAGAAGAUUAUGAAGGGACAUCGUAAGCUCCCGCCUGGAAGCUUCCUGGUCUUCCUUACCGGACAUGACGAAAUACAAAGACUGAGUAAGAAGUUGAAACUUGCGUCCGGUACCCUAAACCCAGUCGCUUAUCCGAAAGUGCGAAUAUCCGCGAAUGACGCACCUUUAGAGGUUGAGGAUAUCGAGUUUGGGGAAAGCAAUGAAACUAUAAACGAUGACGAGGUUCUGUCUUCCGUUAGCGGCGAGGAUAAUGAGGGCGAUGAAGGAGAAGACGAUGCCGAAUUCAAUAUUUCGGAUGAUGUUGGGACGGGGCCCCUGAAGAUGCAUAUCCUUCCCUUGUACUCGCUAUUGCCGACAAGAGAACAGAUGCGAGUAUUUGAAGAUCCCCCUGAAGGCUCACGUGCGAUUAUCCUCGCAACAAACGUCGCUGAGACGAGUUUAACGAUACCUGGCAUUCGCUAUGUGUUCGAUUGUGGCCGAUCGAAGGAGAGGAAGUAUAAUCGAGACACGGGCGUGCAAAGCUACGAGGUCGGGUGGAUCAGCAAGGCCAGCGCGAACCAGCGAGCUGGGCGUGCGGGCAGAACUGGGCCAGGCCAUUGCUACCGAUUAUAUUCAUCUGCUGUCUACGAGCGGGAUUUCGCCGAGUUCGCCGUCCCGGAGCUGUUGAGGAUGCCCAUAGAAGGCGUUGUCUUGCAGCUGAAAGCAAUGCGACUCCAGCAUGUGGUUAACUUCCCUUUCCCGACGCCCCCAGAGCGGCAGAGCCUAGCGAAAGCAGAGAAGCUACUCCAGUACCUGUCGGCAAUUACUGAAUCUGGCCAAGCCACUCAGAUCGGAUCGACGAUGGCAAAGUUCCCUCUGCCACCCCGGUUUGCUCGGAUUCUACUAGUCGGGCAUCUGCACGACUGCCUCCCCUAUACCAUCGCGCUCGUCGCGGGCCUGUCUGUAGCGGAAGUCUUCAUCCCCGAGAGCCAGGCGGUGCCGGCCGUGUCCGCGGCGGAGGGCGAGGACCGCGGGUUCCGGACCAACGAGGACGUGGCGGCAGAGACGCGCCAGGCGCAGGCGCGGCAGCGGUACCGCGACGUGCACCGGAACUUCCGCGCGCUCGACGACGGGUCGGACGCGAUCAAGCUGCUGCAGGUGGUGGGCGAGUUCGCGCACGAGCCGACGGAGCAGUGGUGCGCGAGCCGGUUCGUGCGCUUCAAGGCGCUGCAGGAGGCGCAGAAGCUGCGGCGCCAGAUCACGGGGCUGCUGCAGAAGGACGUGCCGGCGUUCGCCGGGCUCGCGUUCCGCGAGCGGCUCGACCGCCCGACGCCCAAGCAGGUCGCCGCCCUCAAGCAGAUGGUCGCCGCCGGCUUCGUCGACCAGGUUGCCAUCCGCGCCGACCUGGCCCCCGCCCCGCCGUCCGACGCCGACGGGCACGGGAAGGCGAGGAAGCCCCGCCGCGCCAUCGACGUCCCCUACGUCCCGCUCCAUCCGACCGCCGCCGCCGCCGACCCGCGCGAUGCCCUCGUCUACAUACAUCCCUCGUCGCUGCUCGCCCACCUCAGCCCCCAGGAGUGCCCCGAGUACGUCGUGUACGCGCACCUGCAGCGCGCGGCCGCGGACCCGACCGCAGACCCGAGCGCCGCGCGGCCCAAGACGCGGAUGCUCGCGCUCACCGACGUGACGGGCGCGCAGCUCGCCGCCCUGGCCAAGGGCACGCCGCUCCUCACGUACGGCAAGCCGAUCCGCGAGGUAGUCGAAACGGCCGCGGGGGCGGCGACCAGAGAGUGCUGGGUCGUGCCGUAUCUGCGCGCCGAGGGCACCGGCGGCCAGGGCUGGCCGCUCCCCGUGAGGAAGGUCACGCAGAGGAAGGUCCCCGGCAAGGGCUGGGUCGUGGAGUGAGUAUCCCUGGAUGGAAGGACGGGCCGGGUCGUGAUGGAGCCCCUGGGUAUACGUGCUGCGGCCGGUCUGGUUGGUUGAUUGCCGUGGAGGGUUUCGGAGACGUGUGGUGUCCGUACAUAGAUGGGUAUCAGGUAUAGGUUGGGUGUUGGGCGUCCCUGUCGGCUUGUUGCGUAUAUAGGGGUGAAAAACUACCGGGCUGGGCCGAAAUAUCAACCUGCUUGCUACUGGUGACUUACUUCCCGUUGGACUUGGAGAUCCGUGCUUAUUGCGUACGUCCCUCGACUUUCAUCGCACACCUAAAGCUACACCUUGGGCUUCCCGACUGGGCUUCCCGACUGGGCUUCCCGACUAGGCCUCC
Molecule: messenger RNA, 4070 nt
Organism: Durotheca rogersii
Lineage: Eukaryota; Fungi; Ascomycota; Sordariomycetes; Xylariales; Xylariaceae
Product: P-loop containing nucleoside triphosphate hydrolase protein
Exons: 1
Coding region: 11-3712 (1233 amino acids)
Biological process (GO): maturation of SSU-rRNA from tricistronic rRNA transcript (SSU-rRNA, 5.8S rRNA, LSU-rRNA)
Cellular component (GO): intracellular anatomical structure; nucleolus
Molecular function (GO): ATP binding; RNA binding
Source: RefSeq, a predicted model, not a curated record